AUGUUCACAGCUAUUGUAGUGAUGGCCAAGUUUAACAAAUCCAGUUCCCGGGGCAGUGAUAUCUGUGCGACCAAUGCUGACAAUAACAGCAACAAAAGUCACAACUCGGGAGAGUUUGAUUGGGAUGAGAGCACACAGGGAGUUAUUUUAGGUGCAUUUUUCUACGGAUACCUCUUGUUUCAAGUGCUCGGCGGACGACUGGCCGAGCUUUUCGGUGCCAAAUGGCUGUGCACUGGAGGCAUAGCCGCCUCGUUAGUAAUUAAUGCGUUGACACCACUUAUAGCAAAAUCGGGUCCUUAUUGGCUACUGUUGGCCAGUCGUGUGGUGUUGGGUAUGUUUCAAGCGUUUAUAUUUCCAGCGAGUUAUGCCCUGAUUGCCAAAUGGGCGCCCGACCACGAGCGCAGCACAUUUCUUGCAAUGCCAACAAUGGGAUCAAAUAUUGGCACAAUUGCUACACAAGCUUUAUCUGGAUAUUUAGCAGAGCAUGGGUUCGCCGGAGGUUGGCCUUCAGUCUUCUAUGUACCUGCAAUGAUUGGAAUUUUAUGGCUUAUUGUAUGGACAGUGGUUGUGAAAAGUGAGCCCAAAGAUCAUCCAUGGAUUUCAGACCACGAACUCAAUUAUAUUCAGUCAAACAUUGCCGCAAAUAAUUCAAGAGCUGAUAAUAAGGAUAGGCCUAAACUAUCGGUGCCGUGGCUUAGGAUUUGUACAUCAAAAAAUGGACUCAUAGGAUCACUAGUAUAUAUUGUUUUGACCAUCAGCGGUUUUGUGGCCGACUUUAUAAUCCGUAAAGAUAUAAUGGAUAAGACAUUAUUAAGAAAACUAUUUGAAACAACGGCAACGAUAGGCUCCGGCAUCUGUUUGGCAGCCAUACCACUGGCCGGAUGUAAUGAUACGCUUGCAAUGUUAGCUUGUGGCAUGAUCGCCGGGGGUGAAUCAGCAGUAAUUGCAGAUAUAUCGGGAAAUUUUACGGCUACAGUAUUUGCAAUCGGGAAUACCAUAGCGUUUACGUGUGGUUUUAUAACACCACUAGUGAUCGGGUAUAUACUGGACGCCAGCGAUCAGACCCGACGGCAAUGGAGUUAUAUUUUCUAUAUGUCCGCCGCUUUGAAUAUAUUGGGAGGACUUGUGUUCGCCAUUUUCGGGUCAGCAAAACGACAGGAUUGGGAUAUGGAUGAGGAGAGUGUAACAAAUGAUGAUAAAAUUAUUACAACUAUUUAA
Medioppia subpectinata is the source of this 1218-nucleotide messenger RNA. Lineage: Eukaryota; Metazoa; Arthropoda; Arachnida; Sarcoptiformes; Oppiidae. The record is from the annotation of a GenBank genome assembly.